This is a messenger RNA of Podarcis raffonei (Aeolian wall lizard), 972 nucleotides long. RefSeq names its product olfactory receptor 6A2-like. Gene Ontology annotation, biological process: G protein-coupled receptor signaling pathway. NCBI's taxonomy places the organism in Eukaryota, Metazoa, Chordata, Lepidosauria, Squamata, Lacertidae. Gene Ontology annotation, cellular component: membrane. Gene Ontology annotation, molecular function: G protein-coupled receptor activity; olfactory receptor activity. The record is from RefSeq and is a predicted model, not a curated record. Bases 1 to 972 code for a protein of 323 amino acids. The transcript has a single exon.
AUGUGGAACCAAACCUCACAUGUAGAAUUCAUAAUUAUGGGUUUCCCUGAACUUCCACAGCACCAGUUAUAUUUAUUUGCAUUUUUCAGCACCAUCUACCUUCUAACUCUUCUGGAAAAUGUCCUCCUCAUCGUGACCAUUUCACUGAACAACCACCUUCAUACUCCCAUGUACUUCUUCCUAGGAAAUCUCUCUCUUUUGGAAAUAUUCUAUGUCUCAGUAACAAUGCCCAAAUUGUUAUCAAAUCUAUUGUUGGGUGAGAAGACAAUUACUUUGGAGGGCUGCAUCACUCAGCUGUAUUUUUUCUUAUCUUUGGCUUCUUCUGAAUGCUUUCUCUUGGCAACUAUGGCCUAUGACAGGUAUUUGGCCAUUUGCUACCCAUUACAUUAUGCAACACUCAUGAAUCACAGAGUAUUCACUGUCUUGAGUCUGGUUUCCUGGCUAGGUGGCUUCCUGGCUUCCUUUCCAUCAGUGUUGAUGAUCUCCAACUUGCAGUUUUGCAGGAAAAAUACAAUCAGACACUUUUUCUGUGACCUCUCACCUUUGUUGAGGUUGUCAUGCACUGACACUUCAUCCAUUGAGAUGUUGGAUUUUGUGGCAGCUUUAGCAGUCCUCAUGACUUCACUGGCAGUCACUGGAACAUCUUACGUAUGCAUCUUUUGCACAGUUGCAAAAAUCCCCUCCGUCAAAGGGAAGCGGAAAGCUUUUUCCACCUGUGUCUCACACCUGGCAGUUGUUUCUAUGUUCUAUGCCACCACCAUAUUCAUGUAUGCACGACCCAAGGCCAUCGGAACCUUUGAUCUCAACAAGCUGGUGUCCAUCCUCUACACAGUGGUGGCUCCUUUUCUCAAUCCAAUCAUCUACAGCCUUAGAAACAGGGAAGUGAGGAAGACCUUAAGGAGAGCUUUACAUAACUCAGCCAUGUUAUCAAAAUGUUUUCAAACUGAGAAGCUAAAGCCAUCACAAAACUGA